GUCGAGAGGUGCAACGAGCUCAUUGAACAAUAUCGAAGGCGAGAAAAUGGUAAAUCGAAUUUCAUCCUUGCCCUACGGCAAAUCCUCCCUGAGUCGAAUUCCGUCCGAGUUGGGGGAAGUCUCCCGGACGCCCUCGCUGUCUAUGUCAAUAUGCUCGAUUCCGUUGAUAGAGCGAAUGAGAAGGCAACCGAGCGAGGACUUGAGUUUAACCAAUUAUCCCAGCAUCGGGAAACAGAAGGGAGAGUUUCUGAACCUAGAGAGGAUGAGCAAGAGGUCGAGAAUAGGGUCAGAAGAGGACGGGACAGUUCCGAGUCUUCUGAUGAGGAUGAGCGAGUCUCCAAGCGCUCGAAAGGAAAGCUUGACACCACCAAAUUCCCGUGGCAUGAAAAACGAGUCAACACCAUUGCCUCUUUGGCACUGGAUAUCAAGCAAACCUUUGAGCAGCUCGAACAAUUCUCAGUUGAUCCCAAAGGAGUCAUGCGAGACAUCUUAUCCACACCUGGAUGUCCACCUUUCCCUCCCGAGCAAUGGCUCAACAUCGUCCAAUGGAAGGUUGUCGACUUGGGAAAGGUCCUUGAAGCAGCCCACUCAACGGACCUGGAGCCCAAGCAGACUCACAUCAUCGAUGAUAAAGUCGAGCUCUCAUUUUGGGCGAGCAAAUCGUCUGCUGGAAUUCAUUCGGCCUCAGACCAUAACAUCGCCUUCACAAAGUAUAUCAAUGUGCUUACCUUCGUCUUCCCUCAGAGAUGGGAAGAAUACACUAGUUGGAAUGCGCACAUGUCAGGGCUCUUCCACGCCUUUGUUAUCAUCACAUGCCGAUGCAUCCCCUUUGGCAAGUGA
Messenger RNA from Suillus bovinus, 840 nucleotides. RefSeq lists its product as uncharacterized. The record is from RefSeq and is a predicted model, not a curated record. The transcript has a single exon. Lineage: Eukaryota; Fungi; Basidiomycota; Agaricomycetes; Boletales; Suillaceae. The annotation marks the transcript as partial.